AGGGCAGCGGGAAGCAUGGCCACGGCGGCGGCGGCUGUGGCCCGUCGGGCCGGGGCGAGGGCGGCGGCGGCUCUGCUGAGCGCCUGCGGGACCGCGGCCCGGGGGUGGCGGCGCGCGGGCCCCGCGCGGCCCUUGUGCACAGCACCUGGAACGGCACCGGACAUGAAAGGCUACCUGUGGGAGCGCUACCGGGAGGCAAAGAGGAGCACGGAAGACUUGGUGCCUUCCAUUAUGAACAACUUGUUGAAUCCAGAUGCCAUUUUCUCAAACAAUGAGAUGAGCCUGUCGGACAUUGAAAUCUAUGGCUUUGAUUACGAUUAUACCCUGGUGUUUUACUCAAAGCACCUCCACACGCUGAUAUUUAAUGCCGCGCGGGACCUUCUCAUCAACGAACACCGGUAUCCGGCGGAAAUCAGGAAGUAUGAGUAUGACCCAAAUUUUGCCAUCCGUGGACUUCACUACGAUGUGCAGCGGGCGGUUUUGAUGAAGAUAGAUGCUUUUCAUUACAUCCAGUUGGGAACCGUCUACAGAGGCCUCAGCGUUGUCCCCGAUGAAGAAGUCAUUGAAAUGUACGAGGGGUCCCACGUGCCUUUGGAACAGAUGAGUGACUUUUAUGGAAAGAGUUCUCACGGAAACACCAUGAAGCAGUUCAUGGACAUCUUCUCCCUGCCAGAGAUGUCACUCCUGUCCUGUGUCAACGAGUACUUUCUCAAGAACAACAUUGACUAUGAGCCUGUCCAUCUGUACAAAGACGUCAAGGAUUCAAUUCGAGACGUGCACAUCAAAGGAAUCAUGUACCGAGCAAUCGAAGCAGAUAUCGAAAAGUACAUCUGCUACGCCGAGCAGACCCGCGCAGUGCUGGCCAAACUGGCUGAUCAUGGCAAGAAGAUGUUUCUCAUCACCAACAGCCCCAGUAGUUUUGUGGACAAAGGGAUGAGGUAUAUUGUUGGAAAAGACUGGAGGGACCUGUUUGAUGUGGUCAUCGUUCAGGCUGAGAAGCCAAACUUCUUUAACGAUAAGCGGAGACCUUUCCGAAAGGUGAACGAGAAAGGUGUCUUACUCUGGGAUAAGAUCCACAAGUUGCAGAAAGGCCAGAUUUACAAGCAGGGCAAUUUAUAUGAAUUUUUGAAGCUUACUGGGUGGAGAGGAUCCAAAGUGUUGUAUUUUGGCGACCACAUAUACAGUGACCUGGCGGAUUUGACCCUGAAGCAUGGCUGGCGAACAGGUGCGAUUAUCCCGGAGUUAAGAUCUGAGCUCAAAAUCAUGAACACGGAGCAGUACAUUCAAACCAUGACUUGGCUGCAGACCCUGACCGGGUUAUUGGAGCAGAUGCAGGUUCACAGAGAUGCUGAGUCACAGCUGGUUUUGCAGGAGUGGAAAAAGGAAAGAAAGGAGAUGAGAGAAAUGACCAAAAAUUUCUUCAACACCCAGUUCGGAAGCUUGUUCCGCACAGACCAGAAUCCCACCUACUUCCUGAGGCGCCUGUCCCGCUUUGCUGACAUCUACAUGGCGUCUCUGAGCUGCCUCCUGAACUACGACGUCAGCCACACGUUCUACCCCCGGCGGACUCCGCUGCAGCACGAGCUGCCCGCCUGGUCGGACCGGGCCCCCGCCCUCAGACCCCCGCUCCUGCAGGAGGCCCAGGCCGAGUAAGCGGGGCCCGCCCGCGGAAGAGGCCGGAAGCCGACCCCCGGCCGGCUGGACGUGUGCGGUCGACUCGUGUGCAAAUGAGUGUCGCUUUCGGCCAAGACACAGAUACACCUUUUGAUAUUUAUUUGGUACCUUUGGGAGACUCCUCCCCAAGUUGUCGGGACAGACGCGGGCAGCCUGGCCUCUGCGUUUCCCGUACCGGUUGGGCUUCAGGGCAGGCCGGGUGUUGAAACUGUGAUUGGCCGUCGUGUUUACCAAGGUCCCGGCCCGGGCGUCCUUUUUCCGGGCCCCGUGAGACCUCUCGAUGCCGGUCUCCCUUCCAGCGGCGGAAGUGCCGAAACCCUUCUUGCCUCUUCGUGGGCGAGGGGCCGAAUGUUCACAGGCAACUCUCCCGGAGCCGCAGGGGACCGCAAGCCGCUCGCCGCAGGCUCCACGGUAGCCUCGCACGGCGGCACAGGGCGUAGAUGGUCCCCAAGCCGCGGCCGACUCCCCGGGCCCGCGGCGCUGGGGCUUCGGCCUCCUGGCCCCUCGCUCGAAGGGAGACUCGGCCUCCCUGGGACGUCUUCUGUGAAAGAACAAGAGGAGGCGCGGGUCCCCCGACGCUCCCUUGGCCUCCGUGUCCGCUCGCUGUGCCCGCCCCCUGCCGGGGAAGCCGCGCAGUGCCACGUGGCGUGGGCGGCUCACUGCUUCCCCGGGGCAGGGGAAGAGGGGGAGAGGAGCUUCCGGUUUACUCCCCCGCCUGCAGAACAGAGGGCGUGCGGUCGGGCCGCAAGCGCCCGGGGGAUUUGUGAUGGGCCUCGCGGGAGUUCGUCACCCCUGAAAACGCCACCCCAGCGUUGGUUUGCUGCGCCCGUCGGCGGGCAGAAAGUGACACAGGCGAAGAAACGUCCUUGUGAUGAAAUGCCCCGCCGGGACCCCUGCUGGGUUGUCGGAAUCUUGUCAAAACACUCGCGUUAACCAGCCGGUGGGGAGGAGGCGGCCCUGUCACCGCGUAGCCCUCGCGGUCCCUCCCUGCCGUGUUUGUGUGGCUACUUUGGGAGCGUGGGUGGCUUUCUUUAGGCGGCUGUGCUGAGGGUGGGAGAGGGUAAGGGCCUGGCAGCCCGGAGGCGGCCGAGGCGCAGCCCCGCUCGCCCUCGCCGAGUGUCUCGUUGCUUUCUAAGGCAACGCGCGCGACUCUCGUGCUUUACCCUGCAGCACGGCAGGUCCACGGAAGGGGGGCUUGCGGAGAGCGCUCGCCGUGUCCGCGGUUUUAGUGUGGCAAAUGUAUCAGAACCAGGGGUUGAUGAAAUGCUAGCUUCAUCAGAAAUUAAAUGAGUUCCCUGACAUCCUUUGCGAUGCCCUUUGCAAUGCCCUUUAGACCCAGUCGACCCGAUUUGGCCCCCUUUGUUACUUGUAAAUUUUUGUUAUAAACACAGUAUUCCAUUCUUUUGUUGGGAAUGGGGUAGGCAUUUUGUCUGCUGUGUGUUAGCUCCUAUGUGUUUUGAGCAUCAGAGGGUAUUGGAGACGGGCAUUUAAUGGGCACAGGUGGAUGCCCAGAACUGCUUGGUGUUAGGGUCUUCAGUGGACGAGCUGGUGCUGUUGGCCUUAGAGUUUCUGCUUGGAGAAGCUGAGCGAGGAAGCAAAAAAGUCUUUUCUUACUUUUGAUCUAAUCAGGUAGUCAGGGGAUGUUAGGUGCCCAUUGCAUUGUGUUUUGUUUCCUCCAGAAUGAAGAAGAGAUAUUUUUAAAACUGUCUUUUACGGAUAGCUAGGUUAGGUGACGCACGCCUUAGGGGAGAACAUUUUCUCGGGGUGAAUAGUGAAUUUUACAAUAUAUUACCAAUUAAGAUUUCAGUCUCUGGGCCCUCGGACAUGGCGGGAUUGAGAUCUGGCGUGCGUAGCAGAAGCCUGGCAUCUGUCUCAGCAGGUCCCACACUUGGCGGACGGCGCCCACGCCAGGGCCAGCAGCCUGGGUCAGGACAGCCGUUUCCACGGCAAGGACAGACACGGGCAUUCCCGUGUGUGCUCAGUCAGGGUGGAUUGUAACCUUUCCCUCUUGGGACUCUGUUGGGACUUGGCCCGCUGCGCUGGGCGUCACAGUUCUCCUCGGUUCUCUGUUGUGCACACUGAUGAAAGCAUAUUGGUACAAGCGAAGCGAGUCUCCUUUCUACCAUUAAAAAAAAAAAUCAGUUUGGAAAGUGAGCACAAUUAAAUUGGUCUGCACAUUGAAAAAUAGCUUUGGUUAGGCUGGUGGUACGGGGGCGGUGCGUGCCCGCUGCAGAGCCCGGGUCGGCUCGUGGUACCCACAGCAGACUGCCCUGGCGGGGGCCUGCACGGCUGGCGUUGCAGCCGUUUAUGGAUGAAACUCGGCUUUUCAGGUAUCUUAGGAGUUUGGCUCAGGGCUCCCCCUUUCCUCCUCGUAUAGCCUCUUUUUUCUUCUUUCUCUCUCUUUUCCUUCAGCUCCACUUCCUGCCAUCACCGUGAAUGCGAUGUAACAUAAACCACCUGUUACUGAUUCAGUCCCAUCUUAGACCAAAUUACUAGUUGUGCGAAUGUAUUGGCCCUCUUAAUUAUCGCAGAAGAGAAAUGAGAAGUAAUCUUCCCUCCUAGCUAAUUGAGCUUUGGGUGAACUAAACGGCUUUUCCUCUCUCUUCCUCCCAAAGGCCUUUUAAGCAGUAGAGUGUGCUAAAUAUUGGACUUGAUUCCCUCUGCUGAAGGCUCAUUUGCUGCCAACGACCCACUCGGGGGCUCUUUUCCAGAAUGCUCUAAGACUAAACUUGGCCGGAGGCAGGGUUCCUUGAUUGCUCUAUUCAACUACUGGGGAGUCUGUGUUUUGCCCUCUUAAUACUAAUUUCCUUUCGUACCAAUUUUUUUUUCUCUGUCUCUUUUUUUUUUCUUUCUUUUUUUUUUUUUUUUUUGCAUUAGCAUUUGGGAGCCUGGCUCCAAGUUUAGCUAACCUUUAACACCCUGGCGGAUUAAAGAAAGGGAGUGAAGUUUCUCUGAUGCAGGAUUCAGCGAGCCUUGCCCGUAAAGAGCCAGGUAGGAAGCACUGGCGGCUUUGCCGGCGAUUUUCUGUGGUCACUGCUCUAGGGACGGGCACAUCGUGUGCCAUCACCACCUGAUGUACAAAAACUGCUGCAGGCUAGACUUGGCUCCCCAGCCGGAGUUUGCCGCCCCCCCCCCCCCCCCCCCCGCCCCCGCGCGAGUGGCUUGUGGCGGUGGCUCCGGCAAGCUCACCUGGCUAAGAGCACGCAGGGGAACGAGGUCAGAGCUGCGUGCGGCCGCUGGAGAGACGCUCUGGAGGCGAGCGCGCCGCGGUCCCCUAAGCGGCUCCCCGGGCACGUGCACGCCCGUGGCCAGCGUUUGCGGCACGCAUCGUGACCGUUGCGGGGUGGAACUGGACGGGCCCGGCGCUCGCCGACUGUCCUUCGUUGCGCUGACCUGUGGUGGUGCUCGCGGACGCGAUGGGCGUGGCUGCCCAGAACACCCUUCCCAAGCGCAGGACUCCCCCCUCCGGCCGCCGGGUGAGCCGCUUACCAUCCUCAGCUGGUGGCCCACGUCGAGGGCUGCCCUCCAGAAAAAGCCCUGCCUCGGACCAAGUCCUGCCUCCUUCCUGGAGCGGCCGGCUCCUGCCCUGCCAGCCCUGCUUCCUUCCCUUCUCGUUCCUUCUCCGUUUCCGGGUGUCGAUCCCAAGAACACUCCCCCCACACUCUUCCUGCACGUGAACUCCAUCUGGGCGUCUGCUUCCCCGGGGACCCACCCCGCUACAGCACUUCUGUACUUUGUACUGCACGCUUGGACCCGGGCUGGGGAAACCGUGUUCUAGGUAUUUAGCAGAAUGACAGGUUGUGCCUGUAGGGUAUCGGGCACAACAGAUGCGAGCUAGGUAGACUUACUAUUUAUUCUGAAUGUGAACUUGCUAUUUAUUCUAAAUGUUGAUUUUCUGUUACAGGAUAUUGAACUUAGUGCCAAAUAAAAAUUUGAAUUAUGUCGUCCAGUUCA
Molecule: messenger RNA, 5628 nt
Organism: Lynx canadensis (Canada lynx)
Lineage: Eukaryota; Metazoa; Chordata; Mammalia; Carnivora; Felidae
Gene: NT5DC3
Product: 5'-nucleotidase domain containing 3
Exons: 14
Coding region: 16-1653 (545 amino acids)
Molecular function (GO): 5'-nucleotidase activity
Source: RefSeq, a predicted model, not a curated record